This is a messenger RNA of Exophiala oligosperma, 2063 nucleotides long. RefSeq lists its product as uncharacterized. The coding region runs from base 278 to 1990 and encodes 570 amino acids. The transcript has 4 exons. Gene Ontology annotation, cellular component: membrane. The record is from RefSeq and is a predicted model, not a curated record. NCBI's taxonomy places the organism in Eukaryota, Fungi, Ascomycota, Eurotiomycetes, Chaetothyriales, Herpotrichiellaceae. Gene Ontology annotation, molecular function: sucrose:proton symporter activity.
CCCCCCCCCUUGCGGCUUGAUAUACACGCGUAACGUGGGACACCAGCUUGAGUACACGUUGUACUCUUGUAUUUGAAGGGCUGACAGAAACCAACACUCCUUUCCAAGAAGCAUGACUUUUAUACUCAGCGAGAGCAUCGUUGCCGUAUCAAAUUUUGGAUCCCAUAGCACACUGAGACCUGCGAUCCCGGACGCGAUCGUUACAACGUAGAGUUCACAAGCACCAGCUGCUGCUACUUCUCCCAUCCCCCACAAACCUCAUAUACACUUUGAUGUGAUGCAGAGAAGCGCAUCAUGGAGCGGGACGCCUUCGAUCAAAGGCUCUACCGAGUCUAUGCGCAUGAUUCUGCUCACCUUCUCCCUGAUCGGACUGCAGUUCACAUGGGGCACUGAAAUGACAUACGGCACGCCGUACCUCCUCCAACUCGGUCUCACAAAGUCCAAGACAAGCCUCGUCUGGAUUGCAGGCCCCCUCUCGGGCCUGCUGAUGCAGCCUGUCGUCGGCGCAUACGCGGACAGGUCGACGUCGAAAUACGGCCGACGCAGACCUUACAUGGCCGUUGGCGCAGCCAUAACCGGACUCGGCCUGCUCCUCCUGGGAUGGACGAGCGAAGUGGUGGGGCUGUUCACGCCGGAGGGACAAGCUCACAAAGACAUCACCAUCGUUCUGGCGGUGUUGUGUAUAUAUGCCCUGGACUUCAGCGUCAACGCCGUACAAGCGUGCUGUCGCAGUCUCAUCGUCGAUACACUGCCCAUCUCUCAACAACAGGCUGGGAGCGCGUGGGCGAGUAGGCUCACGGCCGCAGGACAUCUGUUGGGGUACUUCAUCGGCACGUUUGACCUCGUGGGCAUUCUGCCCAACUGGGCGGGAGGCGACACCCAGUUCAAGAAGAUGUGCGUCAUUUCCGCAAUGGCACUUUGGAUAUGUACUGGUGUCACAUCUUGGGCUGUGUCGGAGCGAGUCAGAAUAGGGGGUGAAGAUGACGUGGUGGGUGUCAAGGAGGUUCUGUCCAAUUUGUGGUACAGGACGAUCCAUUUACCCAGACGAAUUCAAGGCAUCUGUAACGUUCAGUUCUGGGUGUGGAUUGGAUGGUUUCCCUUCCUUUUCUACUCUUCCACGUUCGUCGGAGAAAUCUACUACCGCUACGAUCGUCCUUCCACCACAACAAGCCCGACAGAUGAACACGAUGCACUGGGGAACAUCGGACGCCUGGGGAGCAUGGCACUCGUAAUCUUCUCCCUCAUCACGUUCGGCUCGUCGGUCCUGUUGCCCUACGUUGUUCGAUCUCCCGAGGAAGUGGACGAGAAGUUCACACCUCGUCCGCCCGCGUCUCUGGGCAGGACCGUCCAAACCAUUCUGUUCAAGGCCUACCAGUGGCAGCCCGAUUUGACGAGCGCGUGGAUGUAUUCGAACGUGAUCUUCGCCCUGAUCACGAUCACCGCCCCGUGGAUCCGCAGCCUUCACGCCGCUACCGCCCUGGUUGCGAGCUGCGGUGUACCUUGGGCCGUCUCGUGCUGGGCCCCGUUUGGUUUGCUGGGCAUCGAGAUCAACAAGGCCUCUCCUUCCCGCCAUGUCGAUGUCCGCGGAAGCAGUGCCCCCGGGUACACUGCCGUACGAGGAAGUGUGGACGAGGGAGACUUGGAUGAUGAUGUUGAGAUGAGUGAGCAGGGCCGAAGUGGGGUGCUGAGGCUCAACCAUCCCGACGAUCACGGUGCCCAUUCGAGUACCGGGGAGCUCGCGGGUAUCUACCUCGGCGUGUUGAAUGUUUACACGACGUUGCCGCAGUUUGUCGGGACAUUCAUCAGUUGGAUUGUCUUUUCGGUUCUGGAGCCGGGCAAGAACGACCAUACAGAAGACGAUCCGGAACACCAUCGGUGGUUGAACCUGAAGGACAAUGCGCCCAACGCGAUCGCGGUCUGCAUGUUUAUCGGAGCGUGUUGCUCUCUAGGGGCUGCCGAGUCAGCGAGGCGGUUGAGGAAACUGGAAUAGAACCCUAGUCCAUUGAUUGGCUGAUAUACCAGUAGAAUUGUAAUAUAUGUGUACAUGUCAUGAAAUAUAUAAC